GGCAGAUUUCGGUUGGAUGCCAUGCUGGAAAACCUUUGCUCACAGCAAAUAUUUGAACAUCACGUGCUUCUCCUAAAUUUGAUCGGAAGUGGGGAUCAGCAAUGAUAUCGAAAUCAGAUAGGCCUAUGCAAGACUGAACAUUUCUUAUUUCAAACAACAUCUGUUCGUGUUUGCGAGCUUGUCUUUCUAUACUCCUAAAUCUCAGAAGUUUGUCUGCCCGUACAGAACAUGAGUCUUAAAAAAACGCGGGAUUUUAAAAGCCAUUCCAAACGAAGGAGAUCAGAGUCUAAAAGCACUGCCAAUAACCUUGCAGAACUACCAAGUGAACGCCAAAACAAAAGUCCAAAGUCAAAGAGAGCAGCUUCUCCAACCCCCAGUUAUCUGUCAAUGAGGACGGACUGGUCAAUGGAUCCACCAGGCAACUUCAAAGGUGGAGAGACAUUUCCUUUGCAUUCAAGGAUUAAGAGAAAAAGAGAGACAUCACAAGUCACCAGUUAUAUCUCCCUGAAACACGACAACCCAAUGAACGAUUCAAGAGACAACACAUCCAUGCUAAGAGUCAGAGCAGCUUCUCCUACACCCACCUGUAUGUCUUUGAACACAGACUGGUCAAUGGAUCCACCAACCAACUUCAGAGCCGCGGAAACUUUGCCACUGGGUCCAAGACUGCUGACAGAGCAUCACUUUAGAUGCCCAUUGUGCACAUCGAUUUUGAAAGAUCCAGUGUCCACCUCAUGUGGACACAAUUACUGCAGAGGUUGUAUUAAUGAAUUCUGGGACAGUUGUGCAGGAUAUUAUGUCUGUCCACAAUGUGGUAAUCCAUCAGAAACACGGCCGGUGCUGAACACAAAUGCAGCUCUGGCUGAGGUUGUUAAAAACCUGCAGCAAGCAGGCUUCAGUCCGGCACUUCCACCACAAUCCUACGCCAGAGCGGAAGACGUGGCCUGUGAUUUCUGCACUGAGCGCAGACUGAAAGCUGUGAAGUGUUGUUUAACCUGUGACGUGUCCCUCUGUGAGACUCACAUCAAGAAGCAUUACACAAUACCAGCACUACAGAAACACACACUGUCAGACGUGAAGACGAGACCCUCACAGCAGUGCCAGAACACAGACAACAGCUUCAGAAGCAUUAGCUCUGGACAACAGGAUCACACAGAUAAAACUGUUGACAUUAUAAAGGAGAUGGCAGUCAGGAGCAUCUUUGAAAGUGUUUUGAAACCCGCCAAGCUUCAGACACAACCAAAAAGACCUGCAAAACCUAAAACAAGAGAUAAUAAAGAGGUUCGAAAUCUUGCACGUAUGUGCUCCACACUGAAGCAAGAAGUUUCAGGGCUUAAAAAACGACUCUCAAAGAGAAAGAAUACAAAGAAAGAGAAACGUUAUGCAGAGGAAGAGGAUGAGGACUGCAGUGAAAAAGAUUCAGAUGAAAGUAGUGAUGAUGAAGGGGACAGUGAUAGUUCUGAUGAGGGGGAAGAUGGCUCCGAAAAUAGUUCUGAUGAAGAGGAAGAUGGCUCUGAAAAUAGUUCUGAUGAAGAGGAAGAUGGCUCUGAUGAGGAGGACGGGGAAGAAGAUAGUCGAGAUGAUGAGGAAGACAACUCUGCAUGCAGUGAUGAAGGGUCUGAUGACAAGUAUUCUGAAGGCUAUAAUGAUCACGGUUCUGAUGAAUACAACAGUGAGGAUGAUGACUACUGAUAUGAAACCUGAUAACCUGAUGUAUAAUAGGCUAUUAUAAAAAUAUAGUCAAUAUUAUGUGCUUUCCAGUAGCCUACUGAAUUACAAAUGUUCAGUUAUGUGCAUGCAGUGCAUCUCAACUUUGUGUAUGACUUGCUUUUGUUUUGGGUUUACCAUCACAGUUCUGUGACAUUUGAAAAUGAAAUGUAAAACUGUGGAACACACAUGCGCAUUUUGUAUUUACAGUGUAGUUUUUCAUUGUACUUCCAAACUGGCAGAAAAAAAUAAAAUAAAA
This is a messenger RNA of Carassius gibelio (silver crucian carp), 1966 nucleotides long. RefSeq lists its product as uncharacterized. The coding region runs from base 229 to 1692 and encodes 487 amino acids. Lineage: Eukaryota; Metazoa; Chordata; Actinopteri; Cypriniformes; Cyprinidae. The record is from RefSeq and is a predicted model, not a curated record. The transcript is spliced from 8 exons.